UUUACCUCCUUUCAUCCUUUGACAACUAGGUUGACGUGGCUGUCUGCUUCCCCGAGAAAGGCCGAACAUACAAAAAGCACAGGCACGCGACAUCUGACCGUAGUUGGAGAGCAAGCAGCUUUGUCCUUUCGCCCGCAAGCAAACUCUUUCCUUUGCUGCAGAAUCUCAUCAUCCAUCCAUACGUAUAAAGGGAACAAAGCCCCUGAGACGGGACCGACCUUCUUCAUCACUUUCACAACACCAUCACUUCAGCUAUCCAUAUUUUACACCACCUUUCUCACAAUGGGAAGCACCACUGUCAACCUCGUCGAUUCCUCGACUACUUCCACCAACUCUCACGGCUACUUCAACGCUCCCGUGGACAACACGUCGUCCAGCGAGACGACCCCCUUGUCGACCCCCGGGCUAAAGGCAGACGAAUCUGAGCACACCGCCGCAAGCAAGCCUAUCCCUGCACUUCUCCGCGACUUCCCCAAGCCACAGGACGAGGUCGACGUGCAGACCAUGCUUGACCGUCAUCCAGGCCGUUGGACCGUCCGGGGCCAGAUGGAGGCCAAUCAGCGACGCGCCAAGCCUGCGCACAACGAGGAGGAGCUCAAGGCCCAGCGCCAUCAAGACUUUGAGAAGGCCAAGCAGGAUCUCCGUGCGUUCCAGGGACACCUUCGCACUUCCUCUGAGCAAUGGCGACCUUGA
Messenger RNA from Fusarium falciforme, 693 nucleotides. RefSeq lists its product as hypothetical. NCBI's taxonomy places the organism in Eukaryota, Fungi, Ascomycota, Sordariomycetes, Hypocreales, Nectriaceae. The record is from RefSeq and is a predicted model, not a curated record. The transcript has a single exon. Bases 283 to 693 code for a protein of 136 amino acids.